AGGCCCCAACCCAAUGCAGGGGAGUCGUCUCAGACAAUGUGCGUGCUGCCCUCCAGCAAAUCUGCCCCGUCACAAUAACAAUUAUUAUCAUCACGAGCAUGAUUACCCAGCGGAUCCAUGCAAGGAGCCUCAACACCACCAACCGUCACGGACUCCACCCUACAAUAGGCUGCAACGUAAAGAUGCUCCCCAUGGGUCUGUGCCUCAGUAUGUGGCCCCUCAGAGAGAUGUGAUGCAUGAAGUCAGUGUGAAUCGCUCCCUCCAGGCUGGUCCAGGACCAGCCACAAGGGAGUUCAAGAAGACCAUCAGUCUGUCUGAGGAGUGUAGGAAUGUUUUCAUCACAUAUUCAGUGGAUACAGCCAAAGAAAUCAUUCCUUUUACCAAAUUUCUGACUGACCAGGGGUUCAAACCAGCAAUUGACAUCUUUGAUAAUCCAAUCCGAAGAAUGGGCAUCAACAAGUGGAUGGACAGAUAUUUGAACGACAAAUCAGUGCUCAUCAUCGUGGUCAUCAGCCCCAAGUACAAGGAGGACGUGGAGGGAGACGGAGAUGACGAUCAUGGUCUGCACACCAAGUACAUUCACAAUCAGAUCCAAAAUGAGUUCAUCCAACAAGGCUGCCUUAACUUCAGACUGGUACCUGUGGUAUUUCCUAAUGCAUCCAAGAGACAUGUCCCCAACUGGCUCCAGAGCACCAGGAUCUACCACUGGCCCCAGGACACCCAGGACCUGCUGCUGCGCCUGCUCAGGGAGGAGCGCUACAUCAUCCCCCAACAAGGGGUUGGGCUCACCCUCACUGUUCGUCCCCUCUGAGAAAAACUAAACAAAGGACUGACAAGUAUGGAACAUAAGCAAUUUAAAAUAAAUGGAUCCUUUUG
Perca flavescens (yellow perch) is the source of this 876-nucleotide messenger RNA. RefSeq names its product TRAF3 interacting protein 2a (gene traf3ip2a). NCBI's taxonomy places the organism in Eukaryota, Metazoa, Chordata, Actinopteri, Perciformes, Percidae. Bases 14 to 811 code for a protein of 265 amino acids. The transcript is spliced from 7 exons. The record is from RefSeq and is a predicted model, not a curated record. Gene Ontology annotation, biological process: humoral immune response; positive regulation of canonical NF-kappaB signal transduction.